This is a messenger RNA of Suillus subaureus, 1954 nucleotides long. RefSeq names its product cytochrome P450. Lineage: Eukaryota; Fungi; Basidiomycota; Agaricomycetes; Boletales; Suillaceae. The coding region runs from base 248 to 1774 and encodes 508 amino acids. Gene Ontology annotation, molecular function: monooxygenase activity; heme binding; oxidoreductase activity, acting on paired donors, with incorporation or reduction of molecular oxygen. The transcript is spliced from 15 exons. The record is from RefSeq and is a predicted model, not a curated record.
CCCAUCCACAUUCAGAGUCAACAGCAAUCAUAUCUGAAUGUCACUGUCGCAUACCCAGUAAUCUCUGUGGCGUCUGCGACUUCUGCCAUCUGCUGCAGUCAUGACCGACCAUCAUCGUCAGCAAGGUCUAACGUAUUAAUGUGUCGACACGUUAGGGAUCAAUAAUUAUAUGAUUGGCACGCGGUAUUUACAAGACCAUUCAUAACUCAAAUUACCACCAGUUCCCUGCCGUCCUUGUGUUUCAAUCAUGCUGCAGCUGCCUGACUUGCGCGUUUCUAACAACACCCAGCUUGCCCUCGGUACUGCAGCUUGUCUUGGGGUAGUAGGAGUGAUUUCUUGGGCUUUCCUCCCAAAAUCAGGGAGCGAUCUCCCUCUUCCACCCUCCCCCUUCACUUGGAGACUUCGGGGACACUUCAUAUCCCCUCGCAACCCAUUUCUCACUGUCGCAGGAUGGAUUGACGAGCACGGUCCUCUAAUCACCAUUCGAUCAGGAACUGAGAAAAUCGUUAUUAUCGGCCGUCAUGGCGCCGUUGUAGAUAUCAUGGAGAAGCAGGGAGGGUCACUAGCUGAUCGCCCUCGCCUCAUUGCUGCUGGAGAAAUUCUUAAUGGUGGACUUUCCGUCAUCCUCACACCUGCUGGGAGCAUGUGGCGUCGGAUGCGUAGAGCACUUCAUACGCAUCUCCAGCCUAAAUCAGCUGAGGAAUAUCAGCCCCUGCAGAUGUCACACGCAAAGAACAUGGUCCUCGACAUCCUUCAAGAUCCAGCCAACUUCCAGAACCAUGCGGCAACUUAUGCUGCAACAACGAUUACGAAAGUUGCAUACGGAAAGACCACUCCUACAUCUACUACUGAUCCUGAAGCCAGACUUAUCCGCGAGAACUUUCAAUUACUUCGUAAAACCCUGCGCCCUGGUGCUUAUCUUGUUGACGUAAUCCCGUGGCUCAAAUACCUUCCUUGGUAUGCCCAAGAGUUGAAACGGGGGUUUGAGAGGAACAGGCAGCUCAACACCGGCCAGCUGAACCGCGUAAAACAGCAAAUGCAGAGCAAUGUGGACGUCGGCCCUUCAUUCGUGAAAUAUAUGCUGGAAAACGUCCAACCCCAUGACUUGACAGAGACAGAGAUGGCUUUUCUGGCCGGCAGUUUCUAUGCAGCAGGAUUUGAUACGACUACUUUGGCGAUAUGCACAGUGCUCAUGGCAGCCGCAUGUUUCCCCGACGAGCAAGCUAAAGUCCAAGCAGAGCUGGACGUGGUCGUAGGAAGGCAUCGAGUACCGACCUUUGCUGACGAACAAUCCCUCCCUCAAUUGCAUGCCUUCAUCUCUGAGGCCUUGAGAUGGAGACCGUUGGUUCCCAGCGGAUUGGCUCACCGAACGACCAAGGAGGUGGUUUGGAGAAACUAUUGCAUUCCGGCUGGAACUACGGUAAUCGGUCAUCAUUGGUCCAUCUCUCGAGACCCAGAAGUCUUCCCAGAACCUCAUGCUUUCAAGCCUCAACGCUGGAUUAAUGACCAAGGUCGCCUUGGGGACGAUCUUAAAUUCUUUGUCUUCGGGUUUGGUCGUCGUGUAUGCCCCGGUCAACACGUUGCGACUAGAUCGGUGUUCAUCACCUCUCUCUUGAUUCUUUGGGCCUUCCGUCUGACUUUGGAUGCUACGAAGUCGUUGGAUGACAUGGGGUUCAUGAGGGGAGAGAACCAGCCAUCCUUUAUUGAAUUCAAGGCGAGGGCUCCGGAGACCGAGCUCAAGCGGAUGAUGCAGGAUGAUCCUGAAGUCGUGUGAGAAACUUUGAAGACGAUAAGAUCUACUUCAGGUCACCUCAGUGAAAAAAUAUUUUGAGUGCUAGCACUGGUGCUGGAGCUUAGAUGCAAACUUCCUUGCUUUCGGAUUGAGUAUCAUUCAUAGUCUAGACACAGUGUGAAGUUGAUUGAUAAAUUGGGUUAUCGUGCCGCGUCUUGGCCG